Molecule: messenger RNA, 2337 nt
Organism: Closterium sp. NIES-65
Lineage: Eukaryota; Viridiplantae; Streptophyta; Zygnematophyceae; Desmidiales; Closteriaceae
Source: the annotation of a GenBank genome assembly
AUGGCAAGAUUAGCGAGCCACGCUUCAGACAAAGCGGAAGGCUGUUCGGUAGGAAAUGGAGAAUCGUCAUGCGGUGCUGAUGAGGACGGUAACGUUAGAGAAGAGCUUCUCAAGCCGGCGGAGAUCCCAAGGCAGACGGAAAAUUUGACGGAAAGGGAGUCUACCAAGCAGGAAGAGAUAUCCGCGUUAGAAGGAGAAAGCUGUCGUCUUGACGAGUCGGGUGACGCGAAGAAGCAGGAUCCUGGGAGGGGAGACGACAGGCCGAAAGAAUCUACGAAGAAGAAGCGGCACUCCAACAAGACAGCGAAGCUUAAGCAGAGCAAGUUAGAUGCCCGCAGGGAGCAGUUCCUCGCACAGGCUGGGCCGUUAGAAGAAGCAGGGAAAGCAAAGGAGACAGGGGAUGAUCAGUCGAUUGGUGGCAGCAUACCCCGUACAGGAUGUAAUGGGCUUUUGGAACAGAGGAGAGGCAGAGAUGAGCAGUGUCGCGAAGAGGAGGAGCGGGAGCGAGACAGAGAGAACGGAGGAGCGGUGGUGGAAGGAGAAACGGCGGAGGAAGCCGAAGAGAAGCAAUGGUGGGAGGAUUCGGAUGAAGACGAGGGUGAUCCAGGGGAGGGUGGUGCAGGGGAGGGUGAAGUGGGGACGGGCGGUUUGAGGGAUGGAGAUGGUGUGGUGACGGGUGGGGAGAAAGAUAGGGCGGGGAGCGGCGGUAGCAGCACAGGGAAGGCCGUCUGUGAAGAUUCACUGAAGAGUCGUUGCGAGGAGGGCGAGCAGUUGGAGAAAGCACUGCACGUUCAGGAGGCUGGGCAGUUGAAGGAAGCUGCGAGAUCUGAGGAGGGGGAGGAGGGGGGUGUGGUUGUUGAAAUUUCAGUAGAAGCGAAAGUGGAAGCAACGUGUGAGAUUGCAGCAGCAGCAGCAGCAGCGGAGAGGGAGAGGGCAGUAGAGAAGGGGGAGAGUGCAGCAGUGGAGGGUUUAGGUGGGUUAGGUUCUGAAGCCAAAACAAUCAUUCCAGGCACAGCAGCAGUGGAGGUGGCAGCAACAGUGGUAUCAGUGAGUGAUGGGGCUGAGGAAGGGAGUAAGGGGUCGGUCAGUGGCAUUGGUUUCAAAGCAGCAGCUUCGCUAGUGCUGGCAGGUACUGGGACCGCUGACGGUGCUUUGGCUGAUGGUGGUGCUUCCGCUGCUGGUGGUGCUUCCGCUGCUGGUGGUGCUUCCACUGAUGGUGGUGCUGCGUGUGCUGAUACUGGGGUGAAAGGCGGGAAGAAGAAGGGGAAGAAGGGGAAGGAGGGGAAAGGGAGGAGGCAAACAGGGGAGACGGAGGAGAGGAGUAUGGGAACGAAACAGAGAAGUAAGGAGACUGCAAGAGGGCGAUUGGACGGGGACGGUAAGUGUGAAAGUUCUGAGAAGUCAUGUAGCAGCAGUGGGAGGAAAAGUACAGAUGUCGCUGCUGCUGAGUGUGGUAGCAUUGCUGAUUGUAGUAGCAAUGACAGGAGGGAGGGCGGCAUUAGCAGCGGGGGUAGUGGCAGAUGUGGGGGUGCUAGCAUGUUUGAGGCGUCUCAAAGCAGUUGCGAGUGUGGUGAUCGUGGUGAUGGCAGCGCUGGAAGGGGGACAGGAGGGAGGAAGGAAGGGGUGGAGCGGCAGGGGAGAGGGAAAGGGGAGAGGGAACGGAGUGAGAAGAACGAGAAGAAUGGGAAGAUUGCGAGGAGAAAGAAGAAUGGAUUGGUGAAUGGAGCACGAGGGAUCGGUGGCUGUGAUAUCAUCUCUGGGCGAGUUGUGGAGCUGUAUUUGAAGGGGAAGAACAAGAAGAGCAAGAGAGGGGAGGGGGAGGAAGGGGAGGAGGAGGAGGAGGGGGGGGAGGGGAAGGAGACGAAGGAGAGUGAAGAAUGUGCGAAAAAUGGGGAGGAGGGUGAGGACAGCGGCCAACAGAGAGUGCAGCAGGAGAGAACAGGUGGGUGUGCGAAGCGCCGUAUGAAUGGGAGCCAUGCACGUGGGGAGAAGAACAAGGACGGCCAGGAGAGUAUUGAGGAAGGCAAUAAAGAGGAUGAGAAUGAUCAGAAGCAGGGGCAGCAGGGGCAGGGGCAAGGGCAGGGGAAGAGAAUGGGCCAGGGCGAGGGCGAGGGGGAGCGGGCGGGGGAGGGGGAGGGGGAGGCCGGUGAGGACGAGGGGAGUGGUGAUGAGGAGGAUGACUGGGAAGCAGCAGCAGAUGCUAUCUGCUCAGAGGUACAAGAAAUCCUUGAAGAGAGUGAAGCUUCUGAAACUGGGUUGAUUGUGCAGGGCGCUGGGGGUUAUGCUCGGGGGUGGGUGGAGCGCCCAUACGGACUCAUCAGCACCUUCCUAUUCUGA